AUGGAGGACUCUGUGAACGAUAGGUUCUGGUGCCACAUGUGCUCGCGGAGGGUGAACCCUGUGUUGGAGGCGGAGAUCAAAUGCCCCGUCUGCGAUAGCGGCUUCGUCGAAGAGAUGGACGGCAGGGGAGGGGAUUUUGACUCCUCUGGCUCAGAUCUGCAAUCGGAUGGGGCUCUCUCUCUAUGGGCUCCGAUCCUGGUGGAGAUGAUGAGUGGCUCUCGGCGGCGGAGGCCACGGAGGGACGAAGAUGACGAUGGCUCAGAUCAUCAAGAUCGGGAUCGUGGCACCGAGCUCGGCCUCCUUAGAAGACGACGGAGCUCUGCUCUCCUGCAUCUGCUUCUGGGGCUCCAUUCUGGACAAGAUACUGAAAGAGGGGAGAGUGAUAGGGAUCCCUUGAUUCUGAUCAGUCCCUUCAACCCGGCUAUUAUCGUCCAGGGCUCCUCCCAUGAUGACGGCCUACAAAACCCUAUCGGUGAUUUUCUUCCUACCGCUGCCUCCGUGGGGGACUACUUCGUCGGCUCUGGUUUGGAUCUGCUGCUGCAGCAUCUGUCUGAGAACGAUCCAAAUCGCUACGGCACGCCGCCUGCGAAGAAAGAGGCCGUCGACGCGCUGCCGACGGUGAAAGUUGAGGAGAAUCUGAGCUGCUCAGUUUGCCUGGAGGACUUCGCCAGAGGAGAGGAAGCGAAGGAGAUGCCCUGCAAGCACAGGUUCCACAACGGCUGCAUUCUGCCAUGGCUGGAGCUCCAUAGCUCCUGCCCAGUCUGUAGAUUGCAGAUUCCUGCCGAUGAGACGCCCAAGGAUGGGACCGGGCCGAGUGGUAAUGGCGACAGAGGGGUGGAGGCCCCUGGUGAGGAUAGUGGGGGAACCGGGAGGAGGUUAUGGAUUCCUGUUCCAUGGCCUUUCAGUGGGAUGUUCUCCUCGGCCGGAUCUCAUGGCGGCAACAGUGGCAAUCCUUCUUCAGCCUCUGGGAGUAACUCUAGGGAAGAUAACGACCACUGA
Spirodela intermedia is the source of this 999-nucleotide messenger RNA. The record is from the annotation of a GenBank genome assembly. Lineage: Eukaryota; Viridiplantae; Streptophyta; Magnoliopsida; Alismatales; Araceae.